UGUGCCGCUCCGUUCGCCGCUGGUGUUUCGCUACGUUGUGUGUUCGUAAAUUAUAAUAAAGUGUCAAAUAAUUUUUAAAUAAUCAACAAAAAAUUAUGAUGAUGAUGAGCUAUUAAAGCAAUUAACCGUUAAGCCUAUGUAUGAAAUAGCAUACAUAUCGAAAAUAUAAAGCGUUAUAUUUUGAUUGCUUCGCAAUAACAACAAUUUGCUUUUGCUUAACACCAACAACAGCAGUGCCCGCAUACACUGAAAUCUGAAAUCUAAGCGCCAUUCCGAGUCCAAAAAAAAAGAAGUGUUGCUAUUACCGCUAGUGUAGGCGUGCGUGUGCAUUAGUGUGUGUGCGCGAACAUGUGUUUGUGAUUUCAUAUGUUGUUGUUACUUAGCCCAUUCCGCAAUCAAGUCAAAUUUUUCAGCAUAAAAACAAAUUAAAUAAUUGCAAAGUGCACACAACUACUAAAAAGUCGCUGCCAUUUACAGUUGAAAGUCAAGGCAGUUGGGCGUCUGGCAGCUGGUUUCUCAAGUCUGCGAAGUUUUCUGUUUCUUUUUCUGUAUUGCGCUCACAUCAAAUCGCCAAUUAAUUGAAAUUGUGUUUUUAAGUUUAAAUCCGACAGUAAAGCGUCUACAGUAGCUACUCUACGUUAAGAAGAAAGUAACAUUGUCGAAGCAGCAAUCAAAUCAUUUACACACACAAAAACAUAAAAGUAGCUCACAUACGGAAGCAGACACGCCUUUAAUAAAAUAACAAAAAUCGAACGCACAAUGAAAAACGACGUCGUGCGAUGGAGGAGGCAGCCGAAUAACAACAUCAGCAACAGCAACAAUUGCAACAACAACAGCAGCAGCAGCAGCAUCAUCAAUUGCAACGUCAACAACAAACACAAUCAUCAAGGACGCAUCAAAAACAACGCACUGCAUAAAGUUCGGCAACAUGUUGUAAGCAGAAGAACUUUUUGUCAGCCCAAAUCAACACCUGCAAGUGUUGCUGCAACCAUUUCCUCCUUGCAGCAAGGACAACAACAAGAGCAACAAACAAUCGUUGAAUGUGAUAUAACAAAUUUCAAUUUUAAUUUAAAUUGCAAUUUAUUCAAAAAUAGUUUUUUAACGCACAACAAAACGAAACGCAUUCGCAGCAGACAUCCAGAAUGGUCAAAAGCGACGUUAACGUCGACGCCGACGCCGCUGGCGACGCGUACGUGGUCGCUGACUGCGACGUCGACGUCGACCGCAAUGCUGCUGAUUUUGCAAUUUAGUAUCGUAGUUUUCUUAUGUAAUUUUAAUGUCGGUUUCGCGGCCAAAGUGGAGCCCGGUCACGCCCAGUCGCCAUUGCUCCCGCCCUAUAUCCUCGACUAUGAAACGGGCGCAGCCAGCAGCAGCAGUGGCAGCCCCAGGAGUGGGCGCGCAGCUGGCGGGGGUGCUGGCCAUUAUACGCACACCUGGGCGGUCCACAUACCGAACGGUGAUGACAAUGGUAUCGCCGAUGCCGUUGCCAAGGAACAUGGUUUCGUCAAUUUGGGCAAGAUAUUCGAUGAUCAUUAUCACUUUGCGCACCACAAGGUGUCGAAGCGUUCACUGACACCCGCCACACAUCAUCAGACCCGCCUCGACUUGGAUGAGCGCGUCCAUUGGGCCAAACAGCAGCGGGCAAAGUCGCGAUCCAAGCGCGAUUUUAUACGCAUGCGACCAUCGCGCACCUCCUCUCGAGCCUUGUCGCUGGUGGAUGUGAUGACCUUCGAUGAUCCCAAAUGGCCCCAGAUGUGGUAUCUGAACCGCGGCGGAGACCUGGACAUGAAUGUAAUACCCGCCUGGCAGCAGGGAAUAACAGGCAAAGGUGUUGUGGUCACCAUUCUGGACGAUGGACUCGAGUCCGAUCAUCCGGAUAUUGAGCAGAACUACGAUCCCAAAGCCUCGUAUGACGUGAACAGUCACGAUGAUGACCCCAUGCCACAUUACGACAUGACCGAUUCGAACCGUCAUGGCACACGCUGUGCCGGCGAGGUGGCUGCCACCGCAAACAACUCCUUCUGUGCGGUUGGCAUCGCGUAUGGGGCAAGUGUGGGCGGUGUGCGGAUGCUGGACGGUGAUGUGACUGAUGCUGUGGAGGCGCGUUCGCUCUCGCUCAAUCCGCAGCACAUUGACAUAUAUAGCGCAUCGUGGGGACCCGAUGAUGAUGGCAAGACAGUGGAUGGACCUGGUGAAUUAGCCUCGCGUGCCUUUAUUGAGGGCACAACGAAGGGGCGUGGCGGAAAGGGCAGCAUCUUCAUUUGGGCAUCUGGCAAUGGAGGCAGGGAAAUGGAUAAUUGCAAUUGCGAUGGCUAUACGAAUUCGAUAUGGACGUUGUCCAUUUCAAGCGCCACCGAAGAGGGCAAUGUGCCGUGGUAUUCGGAGAAAUGUAGCUCCACGCUGGCCACCACCUACAGCAGCGGCGGGCAGAGCGAGAAGCAGGUGGUCACCACAGAUUUGCAUCAUUCAUGCACCGUAUCACAUACGGGCACCUCGGCCUCGGCACCGCUCGCCGCGGGCAUAGCAGCCCUGGUGCUGCAGUCGAAUCAGAAUCUCACCUGGCGCGACCUGCAGCACAUUGUGGUGCGCACCGCAAAGCCGGCGAAUCUCAAGGAUUCCAGCUGGUCGCGGAACGGUGUGGGCCGACGUGUGAGCCAUUCCUUUGGCUAUGGUCUCAUGGAUGCCGCCGAAAUGGUGCGCGUCGCACGCAACUGGAAAACAGUGCCCGAGCAACAGCGCUGCGAGAUUAACGCUCCACAUGUGGACAAAGUCAUUCCGCCCCGCACACACAUCACACUGCAGCUGUCCGUUAAUCACUGCCUCUCAGUCAAUUAUCUGGAGCAUGUGCAGGCCAAGAUCACCUUAACCUCACAGCGGCGCGGUGAUAUUCAGCUUUAUCUGAAAUCCCCGGCAAAUACCAAAGUCACAUUACUAACCUCACGCAUGCAUGAUAAUUCACGUUCCGGUUUCAAUCAAUGGCCCUUCAUGUCGGUGCACACGUGGGGCGAGUCACCGCAUGGCAACUGGCAGCUGGAAAUACACAACGAGGGCCGCUAUAUGGCGCAAAUCACACAAUGGGAUAUGAUUCUCUAUGGCACCGAGGUGCCCUCCCAGCCCGAUGACCAGCCCCACGAGAACCAGCAGAGCCAAUUCAACGUGUUUGGCAACGAUAUGGCACACAACGAUAUCGAGCACGAUGCCAGCGGACAAUGGCGCAAUAUGCAACAGGUGGGCGAAGUGGGAAUGACUCAGGAUCGCAGCAAUGCAGCCGCCUGCCUCAAGUGGAGCGACCAGAAAUGUUUAGACUGCCAGGAGCCCAGCUACUUCUACAUGGAUCUCUGCUACGACGAGUGCCCCCAGCACACCUUCGCUAAGCUUAAUUCAGAUGAGCUGGAUGAAGCCGUGACGUUGAGCGAGAUAGACGCCGCUGCAGCUAUCUCUACGCCGGAUGGCAACGAUUUACCCAGCACUGGCAAAAGCUCCAUCAACCAGGACGAUCCACUGCUGGCGGCGGAACGUCGACGUCGGAGCAGCGAGUCCAGCACCAACACCUUGUUGCUGACACCGCGUCAAAGUCGUAUUUGCUCAAGCUGCGACAAAAGCUGCCUGCGCUGCUAUGGCCCCAAUGCAUCCCAGUGCAGCACCUGCUAUCCGGGCAACCAGCUGCGCAAGCUGCUCCAGACCAAUGAGACCUACUGCUAUGCCUAUGUGGUGCGGAGCACCGUGGUGGAUGUGUCUAAUCCCGCAAAUGCACAGCUAGCAUCAGAUGCCAAGAUUCAGUACAUGAACUGGAGCACAGCGCUGCUAGUGAUUGCCGUGGUUGUAUCUCUAGUGGGCGUCGGCGUGGCUGGUGGUAUGGUAUACAAUCGUCGUGCGGCCAAGGCAGAGGCUUAUACGCGCGUCGCGCUUAUUGCCGAAGACGAUAGCGAUGAGGAGCAGGAAGUGGAAGUAUUCAAGGCGCGUCUACAUUAUCCGAGUGAUGUGCUCGAAUAUCACGAUGAGCUGCAGCCAAAUCAACUGCCCAGAGAGUCGCUCGGCGCAGCGCUGCAGGACGAGUUGCAUGCCCAGCUGAUGCCCGAGUAACCAGCCAGCAUCCUUCUUAAUUAAAAGGUGCAUUUACAUAACUCAUGAAACGGGUUAAUCGCGAACCGAAAAUCCACUUUCCUAAUGCUAACAUUAAAAGAAAAAUCAACAUUUCGACAUUCAAACCAACUGCUGCGAUUUAUUUAUAACACGCAUUUAAAUUAUUCAAAUUAUUUGCAAUUGAUUUUCCAAAAUGUAUUAUCCUAGUUUUAAUCAAAUAAAA
Molecule: messenger RNA, 4306 nt
Organism: Drosophila novamexicana
Lineage: Eukaryota; Metazoa; Arthropoda; Insecta; Diptera; Drosophilidae
Gene: Fur1
Product: furin-like protease 1
Exons: 12
Coding region: 760-4083 (1107 amino acids)
Biological process (GO): peptide hormone processing
Cellular component (GO): Golgi membrane; trans-Golgi network
Molecular function (GO): serine-type endopeptidase activity
Source: RefSeq, a predicted model, not a curated record